AUGCCAUCCAUGGCAACUUUACGGGAGCCUCAUGUGCUCAAUCAGAUCAUCAUCUCCCCCUCCGAUACCGACUACCUAGACCAGCUUAUCCCCUCCAUUCGCGAAUACAGUGUGGGCAACCGGACCCCACAGCUCCUCCAUUCCCUUUCUCGGUUUGCCAGUGACAAAGAGGCUGAGAUUGAGAGCAUCUGCAAUACCAACCACCAGGAGUUCGUCUCGUCCGUCAACUCACUGCUGGGUAUUCGCGAAGGGACAGUGAGCCUGACCGCGGAGAUCCUCGACCUCAACCAAUCCAUCCAGACCAGUACUGAGCGGCUUGCGGAACAAAAGAAGGCCCUUGUUGAAUCACGUGGUCACCGCCAGAACAUAGAUGAAACCUCCCGUGCUAUCCAGGACUGCUUGGAGGUCCUACGCCUGGCCAAUCAAGUUCAUGACCUGUUGGCGAAAAAGAAUCACUAUGCGGCACUUCGAGCAUUAGAGGAGCUUCAGAAUGUCCAUCUCAAGGGGGUGACCCAAUACAAAAUUGCGGUCAUGAUCCAGCGCUCAGUGCCGGCGACACAGCGGGCCAUCGCCGAAGCGGUCAUGUCGGACUUGAAUACGUGGCUCUACCGAAUCCGGGAGAUGUCCCAGUACCUUGGUGAAAUUGCCCUCUUUCACACAGACCAGCGCAAAUCGCGACAGAAACAACGAGCUGAGAGGAUCCCGUACUUGGACCACUUCAACCUGAAUUCCGCGAUCGAGCUGGUUUCGGACGAGGACGAAGAGUAUGACCUGCUACACAACGACGAUCUUCAGGUUGACUUCACCCCUCUUUUCGAGUGCCUGCACAUCCACCAGUCUCUAGGGCACAUGGAUAAGUUUCGCAUUGAAUACGCCAAUACACGCCGACGACAAAAGGACCUCCUGCUUCCAGCGUCCAUUACCUUGAUUGAUGAAGACGGCGCCAGUCUACACAAUUUACUGGAGGAGAUGGCAGGUUUUGCUAUCGUGGAGCGGUCGACGAUGAAACGAGUCCCCGAUCUCAGAUCGCCAGUAGAUAUUGACGAGCUGUGGGAUUCCAUGUGUCAAACGGCCGUUGCUUUGAUCUCCAAGGCACUUCCUGAAGUGGACAACGCAGAGAACAUUCUCAAGAUCAAGAACCUGAUUGCCUUGUUUAUGCAGACGAUGAAUACCUGGAAUUUCCCCGUCAGGGUUUUCGAUGACUUCUUGCUGAAACUCUUUGAAAAGUACGCGGAACUUCUCAAGAAAAGAUUUAGUGACGAUUUCCAGGAGAUUGUGUCGACCGAUGACUACAUGCCCAUGCCAAUCCAGACCCCCGAAGAAUACGACAAGGUACUCAAUGUGAGCUGGUAUAGCCCGGACAGGCCGCGCGAGGAGCAAUCGUACCCAUGCAUAUUGCCGUUCUCGCGAAUGUAUCCGCUGUGCUGCAUCGACAUCCGGAAUUUUUUAAACCAGUUCUACUUUUUUGCCAACGAUGACUUCUCGAACCCGAUUGCAAUUGACGAGACCUUGAAAGAGUCGCUGGACGAUCUCUUGUCACGGAAGGUCUGUGACACUCUGGUGGAGCGUCUCUCCUCACAAUACCUGGGACAGAUCGUCCAAAUUCUUAUCAACUUGGAGCAUUUUGAGCUGGCUUGCCACGAGCUGGAACUCCUUCUGGCGGCAGCAAGGUCCCAGAAUUCCACCGGCACUUCAAUCAUAUUGAAAGCCACGGAGAAAUUCCAAAAUAACAAGAAAGCAGCUGAAAAACGCAUUUUCGAGGUAGUCAACUCCAAACUCGACGAUCUCAUCGAAACCGCGGAAUAUGAGUGGAUGGCACCCACGGCUCCCAUUGAGCCCAGUAAUUACAUGCAGACCUUGACUCGGUUUCUGUCCAAUAUCAUGAACUCUACUUUGCUCGGUCUGCCGACCGAGAUCAAAGAGCUGAUUUACUUUGACGCUCUGAGUCAUGCCGCAAAUAUGAUCUUGGCACAACCACUCGCCCCCGAGGUGAAGAAAAUCAACCCAAAUGGAGUGAUAGCAUUGGCCAUGGAUGUCGAAUAUCUUGCGCAAUUCGUGGAUAGCUUGAAUGUGCCCAUUCUGCGUGAAAAUCUUGACGAGUUGCAGCAGACAGUCCAACUGAUGCAGGCUGAGAAUGCGGAUGAGUUUUAUGAUAUCUCCACGCGAAACAAGAAAUACGGGCGUGUUGACGCCAUGCAAGGGCCCCUGCUGCUCGAGAAACUCACCCGUACUGUCCAAGCACCAACCAAGGUAGACAAGUUCGCGACCCUCUCAUCGCGAUUCAAGAAGACUUGA
Penicillium alfredii is the source of this 2295-nucleotide messenger RNA. Its product is annotated as Rab GTPase-binding exocyst subunit SEC15. Gene Ontology annotation, cellular component: exocyst; membrane. The transcript is spliced from 9 exons. Gene Ontology annotation, biological process: exocytosis; Golgi to plasma membrane transport; intracellular protein transport. The coding region runs from base 1 to 2295 and encodes 764 amino acids. The record is from RefSeq and is a predicted model, not a curated record. NCBI's taxonomy places the organism in Eukaryota, Fungi, Ascomycota, Eurotiomycetes, Eurotiales, Aspergillaceae.